AUGGGGAUCGAAGAUGAUGCCGGUAAACCAUUGACAGAAACCGACUCUAAUCUGACACUGACACGCGAGCACGCGGAUGAAGGCAAGGCUUCCAGUUGGUCAGUCCUGACAUGUCGAUCGUACUUCCCCAAGAGGUACAUCGUUGCAGUGAUGGCCUUACUAGGCUUCUGCAACGUGUAUGCAUUGCGUGUGAACCUCAGCGUCGCCAUUGUCGCCAUGACGAAUAACCGGACGAUUCGCACGGACAAUCUCACCGUGGUGAUGUUGGCAGAUUUCGAUUGGGAUUCCAGGGCACAGGGAUUAGUGCUCGCCUCGUUCUUCUAUGGUUAUAUCUUAACACAGAUUCCAGGAGGUUACCUAGCGAAGAAGUAUGGUGGGCGGAGGUUGUUCGGUGGAGGGAUUUUAGUGACGGCUUUGUUCACGUUACUAACACCUCUGUGUGCCAGCUGGAAUAUUUACGUCCUCUUGGUCGUCCGGGUUAUCGAGGGGUUGUUUGAGGGCGUGACAUAUCCGGCUAUCCACGCUGUAUGGGCACGAUGGGCACCUCCGGCAGAGAAGACACGUUUAGCUUCCAUAGCAUUUUCUGGAUCUUACUUGGGCACUGUGAUCGCCUUCCCCGUCUGCGGGGCGCUCGCCAGCAGCGCAGCAGGCUGGCCUUCCAUCUUCUAUGUCUUCGGGACGGUUGGCGUGGUGUGGUCCCUAGCCUGGUGGUACCUCAUCACCGACGCCCCUGAGGAACAUGACACAAUCAGCAGUGAGGAGCUGGAGUACCUGCAGAGGAGCAUCGGUUUCAAUGACCAACAAGUUAAGCGAGCGGAAGUGCCGUGGAAAGCGAUCUUGACCUCGGUUCCGGUUUGGGCGAUCGUGGCGGCUCAUUUUGCCGAGAACUGGGGCUUUUACACCUGGCUAACACUACUGCCUACCUUCAUGAACGAUAUCCUCGGCUUUGAUCUCAAUAAGGCUGGAUUCCUGUCAGCUGUUCCAUAUUUCGCCAUGGCUGUAGUGGUACAAGCCAGUGGGUUUCUGGCGGAUUACCUCCGUAAAAGUGCAAUAUGUGACACAACCACCGUGAGGAAGGUGUACACCUGUGGCGCGUUCCUGUUCCAAGGCGUCUUCAUCAUUGCUGCCGGUUACGUAGUCUCCGCUACAGCUGCAGUGGCCUGUAUCACAAUAGCUGUGGGCAUUGGUGGAUUCGCUCUGUCUGGAUUUAUGGUCAACCACUUGGAUUUAGCGCCACAGCACGCCAGUAUCCUGAUGGGUUUGUCUAAUACUGUGGCCACUAUCCCGGGAAUUGUCAGCCCGAGUCUGGCAGGGGGUAUUGUCAGGAACAACAGUUCCGGUGAGUGGCAGAUUGUAUUUUACAUCGCUGCCGGAAUCUACGUUCUGGGAACCACCAUUUACGGUAUCUUUGGUGCCGGGCGUCAGCAGCCAUGGGCGGACAUGUCUACUGACUACAUCUCCUACACCUGAGAUCAUGACACCAUCAUCUCUUGGCGUGGGGUAGGCGGGGUCUCUUGUGGAGUUACUUGAAGGGGCGAGAACCCGCUGAUUGCACACCAUGCGCAAUAAGGAGAUACAAUCUUAUUAUGUGUAACUUGUAGAAUGGGGUAAACUAUAUAAGUACGUAUAGCGUAAUGGUAGAACUGUUGGAACAAAAUGUUCUCUUUUUUUGUUUCGAACACAGCUCUAACAGAUACUUGUAAAGUUAGACAGAGG
Molecule: messenger RNA, 1716 nt
Organism: Liolophura sinensis
Lineage: Eukaryota; Metazoa; Mollusca; Polyplacophora; Chitonida; Chitonidae
Product: vesicular glutamate transporter 2-like
Exons: 13
Coding region: 1-1470 (489 amino acids)
Biological process (GO): monoatomic anion transport; transmembrane transport
Cellular component (GO): membrane
Molecular function (GO): transmembrane transporter activity
Source: RefSeq, a predicted model, not a curated record